Messenger RNA from Vanderwaltozyma polyspora DSM 70294, 843 nucleotides. It is a transcript of the gene MPS2, whose product is annotated as Mps2p. The annotation marks the transcript as partial. The transcript has a single exon. NCBI's taxonomy places the organism in Eukaryota, Fungi, Ascomycota, Saccharomycetes, Saccharomycetales, Saccharomycetaceae. Gene Ontology annotation, biological process: spindle pole body duplication; protein localization to spindle pole body. The record is from RefSeq and is a predicted model, not a curated record.
AUGGAUUCAGAUAAAUCUUCAUCUUCUAUUAUUUUAGAUAUAGCUUGGAGCGAAUUGGAUAAUGGCGAUCAAGGGUUCAUAUACGCAAAGGAUUUCCCAAAUUUUAUUCAUAUAAUUGAAAAUAUAAUAUACAAGUCUCAAGAUUCGAAUGAAAGAGCUUUGUUAUCGGAAACUGGUAAGGGUGUGAUAAGUACAUUUGCUAAAGAGAAGGCAUUUUUCAAAAUUUAUAAAGAUGAAUUUAAGGAAAUAUUUCAUGGAUUAAUCGGGAAGAGUUUUAAUGAAUCUUUGAAGGGUACUUUUAAAUCAGGAAAUAUUCAAACAGAUAUGUGCCCUGAAAAGGGUCUUGAAAACCCUGAAAUUAUGGGAAAGAAUAAACCUUCGAAUAGCAAUGCAUUUAAUUCUAUCCAAGAUAAUGCAAAGUCAUCAGUAUUGGAAUCACCACGGAAAUUAAAUAGAAAAUUGAAAGGCUUAGAGAACCAAAUCUCUCUAGCGAAUGAUGAAUUGAAGUUCAAAGAUAAUAUAAUUAUCGAAAAAGAUAGAGAAAUUAUCCAAUUAACGAGAAGCCUGGGUGAAUACAAAGAUAAAUACGAGUUUUUGCAACGAGAAUUUAGUUUUUAUAAAGAUAGAGGAGAAUUUAAUAAAAAAUAUCAGGAUAUGAAUAAUAUAAACCAAGCUCAAAAUAUGGAUGAUAUAAUAAUGGAUCACACAAAACAUGAGUUUAUAAUAAGCGAAUUGAAAAGAAAAUUACAAGAUCAGUUAGAGACUAUAGGCGCUUUGAGAGAAGAAUUACAUGGUGAUUCAAAUACGACCAAGAGGAGUUUUUACUAUCCUGUUUAUUCAAAU